This is a messenger RNA of Penaeus vannamei (Pacific white shrimp), 868 nucleotides long. NCBI's taxonomy places the organism in Eukaryota, Metazoa, Arthropoda, Malacostraca, Decapoda, Penaeidae. The record is from RefSeq and is a predicted model, not a curated record.
AUGAUGAGAGCCACUUAGUAUUCAAACAACAAUGAAAACAUUCCUGACUGAAUCUUUGGAAUGUGUUGUACAAUGCAUCUAAUCCUCAUUUAUGCAAAGAAGCCAUAGAUUAAAAAAAAAAAAAAAAAAAUCUUAUCACUUGGAUAUAACCAAUUUAGUCAAUUUUAAAAUAUAAGGUCUCUUGCACGUUAGAUGCUAACAGUACCAAGUCUCUACCAGCAUACCACUUUCUGUACACCACACCAACCAAAGUGUUCUUUUUCCAUAUACCACUACAUCACUUCCUACAGGUGGCAUGCAGAUGCUGAUCACCAUGGUAUGUGGGCUCAUCCAGCUGCGUUAUCCCCUGGGCACGUACAAGCCAGUGUUGGGCCAGAAGAAACCAGCCAACUUUGUCAAGGGGAUGGCUACCCUUGGCCUACUCCAACUGGGGACCAUAAUGUUUGGUUUGAUUGCCAUCUACUUUGUGGCAGUUAGCUUUGCUGAAACUGUCAAGAGCUCAGCACCUCUAUUUACAGUCUUAAUUGCGUGGCUUUACUUGGGUGAAAGAACAGGUGCUUUUGUCUUCUUAUCGUUGAUCCCAGUGAUGCUUGGACUUGCUCUAUGCUCCAGCAACGAGCUCUCCUUUAGCCUAAUUGGUUUUGUCUGUGCCUUAACAACUAAUUUGUGUGAGUGUGUUCAGAGUGUGGUCUCCAAGUCCCUUCUCUCCAAUAAAGCCUAUAUUUACAAGCUGUCAGGAAUACAAGCAGAAGUAAUGGAUACAAAGCAAAGCGUCAGGAAUACAGGAGAGGGUCAGGAAUACAGGGUACAUACAACGUUUGCGCGUAAGGAUACAAGCAGAGUUCAUGAAUUCAAGCAGGGUUACUGA